AUGACCCAGCGAUUGCUGGCGAUGGAGAAGAGCUCCCUCGCCAUUGCUAGAGCCAUUGCCGACUUCGCAGGCAACAUGUGGACGCUGGUCAGAUCACGGAUACGGAAAAGUCCACAAAAUGGUCUUGAGCGGGGGCGGAUCCGGAAUCGGCGCAAUGUCCCAUCCAUGGCUGGGAUCAAGGCAUUUGUUGACAGCUGCAACGGGACGCUGGACAGCGUUCCAGACAGAUACAUGAUGCCGAAUGGAGCUGCCGAUGUCUCCCGGUACGCGGUGCUGCCGAUAGUCGAUGUGGCGAGCGAGAGCUUCGAGAGGGAUCUCCUCAAGAACCACGGCAUUCACACCGAGGAUGUGAUGAGGUGCGCUCUCGAGUUCUUCAACUCGCCCAGCGAGGACAAGAUGCGGUACUACACCGAGGAGAUCUUCACACCCGUCCGCUACUGCACCAGCAUGAUGCCUUCGAAAGAAGAGAAGCUCGAGUGGCACGACCACCUCCAGAUGUGGCUCAAGGAAGAGUCCCUCGGAGCGCACCCCUGGCCCGCGUUCCCAGCCAGCUAUAAGUCAGUAUCUCGCUCCUUGAUUAUGGUAUUGCUCUAG
Molecule: messenger RNA, 594 nt
Organism: Selaginella moellendorffii
Lineage: Eukaryota; Viridiplantae; Streptophyta; Lycopodiopsida; Selaginellales; Selaginellaceae
Product: protein DMR6-LIKE OXYGENASE 2-like
Exons: 4
Coding region: 1-594 (197 amino acids)
Source: RefSeq, a predicted model, not a curated record